This is a messenger RNA of Aplysia californica (California sea hare), 886 nucleotides long. RefSeq lists its product as uncharacterized. Lineage: Eukaryota; Metazoa; Mollusca; Gastropoda; Aplysiida; Aplysiidae. The record is from RefSeq and is a predicted model, not a curated record.
AUCUGCUAUUAAAGACAACAGUGAAAGGAACAGCUACAAGAACAAAACUGACUAACCCUUUCCACCCUCGAGACCUUUGAACUUUGCAAGGAGGUAGUUGGAAAAUCUGAAAGGCGAUGGGAGCCUCCGCUAUCUUGUUUGGUGGUUUACUUCUCACUGUUCUUACCCUGCUUGUUGUUGAUGGCAGACAGAUGUGCUGGUCCUGUCAGUUUGUAUUUGGAGGUCGUGGCGAAGAAUGUGCGGAAGCCCCAGGCAACUGGACCGAGGGUAACCCAAGGACCAGAUGUGAGGGCUACUGCGUGACCUUGGCCACAUUUAUUGCUGACACGGGCGAACUCAAGUAUUUCUACCGUGGUUGUGUCGUUGACAAGGCGAAGCGGAAGCAGGGCUGCGUUAGAGUUGGCACCACAGACGACUGUUACUUCAUCUGUGGUGACGGGGACCACUACUGUAAUGACAAAUCCCUCCCUACGUCGCCUUAUGUGGAGGAGGGUUCUGAUGGCAACGGCGCCAGCGGUAUAUUUAUCUUUGGGCUGACACACACUGUACAUUUGUUUUUAGCCGUUUUGGCCACCCACAGUCUGAUAAAACUUUGUUACUCUCGUUCUGUUGUAUAAAGUGUACUGAAUAAAUGGUGUCUCCGUACUGUGGUGUCUUUAUUGCCGUCCUUGUUGCUUCUGGCGGUGCUGGUGCCGUACCUGUGGGCUGUGUUUAGAAGAAUGUAAGUGAUGGAUAAGAAAAAGAGACACCCAGGUCCAAGUUAAGCUACGCUCUUCAUCUUUGCCACGAGGUUCGAGUUUCUUACAGAGAUGAUGAGGCUUGUUUGAAAAGAAGCCUGUUGCAAAGCAUUUAUUUAAAGGAAAUAAACAAUUGAAUCCCUCCAUCA